AUGGAUCACCUCAGCCUCCUCUUGGCAAUUCUUUAUGUGUACACAGCGCCAUGUGAAGAGAUUUCUUGGGACACGACUGUUAAGCUUGCUAAGAAUAUGAGCCUAGAAUGUGUAUAUCCAUUAGCGGACAGUGUAACCCAGAUUGAGUGGUUCAAGCUUAAGACGGAGAGAGAGUCCGUGGCCAUUUUCAACCCUAUGUUCCGUGGGAUCAUAAGAGAGGCCUACACUGAUAGGGUCUACUUCUCAAAUCAAACCGCGGCCUCUAACGACAUGACCCUGACCUUCUACAAUGCCUCUGAGGCGGAUGUGGGCUUCUACUCCUGCUUCCUGCAUACUUUCCCAUUCGGAACCUGGGAGAAGGUGAUACGAGUGGUCCCAUCAGACAGUUUUGAGGAUGCUGGGCCACCAAACAGCCAGAUGGUCUCAGAACCCGGAGAAAACGUCACACUCACCUGCCAGCCUAAAGAGAAGUGUCUGUUAGAGGAAAUGUCGUGGGAAAAGAUCCAGCCCCAGCAGAUCGACGUCUUAAUAAGCUGCAACUUGUCCCACGGAAGAAGUUACACGUCCAAGUACCCAAGACAGAUACUGAGCAACUGCAGCCACGGCAUGAAAAAGGCCUUCGUCACCAUUCCUAAUGUUACAGGCUCCGACUCGGGACUCUACCGCUGUGGCUUCAAAGCCAGCACUGGGGAAAAAGAAACCUUCGUGAUGAGGCUGACCGUAACCGACGGUGAAACCAAGACCCCAUACAUCCCUUUUGUGGCUGGUGGGGCAGGUUUUCUGUUGCUGUUGGUUAUCCUAAUUACCACCAUCACUGUCAUUGCUUAUAAGAGAAGGAGAAGGCAACAGCAAAGAGGCCCAUUUAAAGAUUUCUGGAUCACACAGAAUAGGGCAGCCAACAACUAUAGGAAUACCUUCCCUGCCAAUCCACCGUCAGAUGGUGCAGGAGAGGACAUUUAUGUCAACCACCCAACCUUCUCUCGUGUACCCAGGGCUAGAGUCUAA
Molecule: messenger RNA, 1005 nt
Organism: Rangifer tarandus platyrhynchus (Svalbard reindeer)
Lineage: Eukaryota; Metazoa; Chordata; Mammalia; Artiodactyla; Cervidae
Source: the annotation of a GenBank genome assembly